Pyrus x bretschneideri (Chinese white pear) is the source of this 327-nucleotide messenger RNA. RefSeq lists its product as uncharacterized. NCBI's taxonomy places the organism in Eukaryota, Viridiplantae, Streptophyta, Magnoliopsida, Rosales, Rosaceae. The transcript has a single exon. Bases 1 to 327 code for a protein of 108 amino acids. The record is from RefSeq and is a predicted model, not a curated record. Gene Ontology annotation, molecular function: RNA-DNA hybrid ribonuclease activity; nucleic acid binding.
AUGGCAAAUGGGUACAAUAAUGUCAAUAAGAAAAAUUAUGUAGCUUGUAGGAAGCAAGAAGGGUUGAUUAGAUGGCAACUGCCGAGGGACAAUUUCUUCAAAUCGAAUUUUGACAGUUCCGUCAGGAACUUUGUAGCGGCGACGGGUUUUAUCUUAAGGAAUGACCGGGGAGAACCGGUAAUGGCUGGAGCCAGAUCUUUAGGGGAGGUGACAAUAAAUGUUGUGGAGUGCAUUGCUCUUAGGGAUGCACUUUGGAUGGUGAAGAGUAGAGGUCUUAAGAAGAUAAUGGUAGAGGGAGAUUCAAAGCUGGUUGUUGAUGUGGUCUAG